CACUUGAUCAUUUGAACUCAUUUCUCAAAAAAGAACUGAACAUUUGAAGUUCAAGUCAUUUCUUAUAUAUAAAACAAGAAUUGCAGUCAUGGAAUUUGGAGAAUCUCCAAUUUUUCGCGAGGUAUCCACUCCUAAAGGCAUGCAAUCUUCAGAACCAACGUUUCUCACUCGGCUGGGCGUCCAUGAACUCUACACAUUAGAGAUGUGGAGAGCAGCAGUUACUGAGCUAGUAGCAAGUGGUACAUUUUUAUUUACUCUCUCAACAGGCAUAAUCGCAUGCUUGGAAUCAAAACAGUCAGACCCUGAAUUCAUAAUCCCAAUUGUCAUCUUCGUUGUUGCUUUCCUUUGGCUUAUGGUGACGGUUCCUUUAUCCGGCGGCCUCUUCAGCCCGGCUUUUUCGCUCAUCGCAGCGCUAAGAGGCGUAAUAACCUUCGUUCGAGCUUUCUUUUAUUGUGUGGGACAACUUUGCGGUGCACUGAUAGCUUAUCUUCUAUUGAAAAUUGUAAUGGACCGCAACUUAGCACAAAAAUACGCUUUAGCUGGCUGCAUGAUUAACGGAAACGGAGCCGGCGUAAGCGUCGGAACAGCGCUGAUAAUAGAGAUAUUAUGCACGUUUAUGGUGCUAUAUGUUGCCAUGACUAUCAUUACAGACAAGCAAAAAUGCAUAAAUUUAGGGUUGACUAUGGUUUGUGUGAUCAUAUCAGGGAUUUAUGCAACGUCGGUUUUCGUAUCGAUUACGGUAACCGGACGGCCUGGAUACGGCGGUGUUGGGCUGAACCCGGCGAGAUGUUUAGGUCCGCUGCUGGUCAUGGGUGGUGAUUUAUGGGAAGGACAUUGGGUUUUCUGGGUGGGACCAUUUUGUGCUUGCGUAAUUUACUAUGGUUAUAGUUUGAUGCUACCGAAGCGAGGAUUUGUGAGAGCAGAGGUGGAAGAAGACCUUGUUAAGAUGAUUAGGAGUGCCUCUUGUGCGGAAAAGAAACGGAAUCCUGUCUCUAAACUUCCUUUUGUGUGUGUUUAAUUAUCUGCUUGUAUACCAAGUGUAAUUCUUCCAGGUUUUCAGUAAAUUGAUAACCUAGCUCGGAAGAAUUAUUCUUGUAAUUCUAUUAUGGGCUUAAUGAAAAGAAAUUAAAUAUAAUUAUAACAAAAUAUUCGUUUC
This is a messenger RNA of Mercurialis annua (annual mercury), 1156 nucleotides long. RefSeq names its product aquaporin TIP1-2-like. Gene Ontology annotation, cellular component: membrane. The transcript is spliced from 2 exons. The coding region runs from base 89 to 1018 and encodes 309 amino acids. Gene Ontology annotation, biological process: transmembrane transport. NCBI's taxonomy places the organism in Eukaryota, Viridiplantae, Streptophyta, Magnoliopsida, Malpighiales, Euphorbiaceae. Gene Ontology annotation, molecular function: channel activity. The record is from RefSeq and is a predicted model, not a curated record.